UGUAUUGCUGAAGACCGGUUCUUGAUGAUAUAUUUUCAUUCAUGUGCUCGUGAAUCUAGAGGUGAAUGAACCGAUUGUUCCAUCGAUCUCCUCUCAUCUUAAAGACCCUCUUUAUAUCCACAAAUACCAGACAACACAGACUCGUUUCUCAGCAUACCUCAGUUUUCUCACAUCGAUUCAGCUGUGUAGCAAGAUACUCCAAUCUUAACAGAAUUUUUCCCUCGUGCAAGAAUUUUACCAUGGCUUCUGCUAAAAAUGAUGAURUUCUGGCAAAUUUGAGAAAAUCUGUUAAAGAACAGGGUGAUUUGGUGAGAAAACUCAAAGAAGAAAAAGCUCCAGAAAAUGAUGUGGAAAUUGCCGUCAAAGAACUAAAAGCAAGGAAGAGGAUGUUAGAGAAAACGGAGAAAGAGAUGACUCCUCAAGAYGAAAAGUUUGACAGAGCAAAACUAGAGGAUUUGUUGAAAAGAAGAUUCUUUUUUGUGCCAUCUUUUGAGAUAUAUGGAGGUGUGGCGGGUCUAUAUGAUUAUGGGCCAUCAGGAUGUGCAAUGGAAUCAAACAUGCUUCAACUAUGGAGAUCUCACUUUGUGCUGGAAGAGCAUAUGCUGGAGAUUAGAGCAGCUCUGCUUACACCUAGCCCUGUCCUCAAAGCAUCUGGACACGUAGAAAGAUUUACUGACUACAUGGUGAAAGAUGUCAAGACUGGUGACUGUUAUCGAGCAGAUCACAUUCUAGAAGGACACCUUGAAAAAUUGAUGUCUGACAAAAAAGUGACGGAGGAAAAGAAGGCUGAAUACCAGAGUGUGCUUGGCAAGAUUGAUAACUACACCAUGCAAGAGUUAGGGGAGCUGAUUAAGAAGUAUGAGGUCAAAGCUUUAAUGACUGGAAAUGAUUUGUCAGACCCUAGUGAAUUCAAUCUUAUGUUCUCUACAUCUAUUGGACCAAGUGGUCUGAUUCCUGGUUUUCUAAGACCUGAGACAUCACAAGGUAUCUUUGUGAAUUUCAAGCGUCUUUUAGAAGCCAACAAUGGCAGACUYCCAUUUGCGGCUGCACAGAUUGGACCUGCCUUUAGGAAUGAAAUCUCUCCAAGAGCUGGUUUACUUCGAGUCAGAGAGUUCACUUUAGCAGAGAUAGAGCACUUUGUUGAUCCCUCAGACAAGAGUCACCCUAAGUUCCCUAAUGUCAGUGACAUUAAGGCUGUUUUGUACCCAUCGAGUUAUCAAAUGGAUGGUCAACCAGCAUUUGAAACAACCCUUGGAGAUGCUGUUAACAAGAAAAUUAUCAACAGCACAACGGUAGCUUACUUCAUGGGUCGUGUCUGGCAGUUUCUGGUCAAGAUUGGUGUUGAUAAGACAAAGUUUCGCUUCAGACAACACAUGUCAAAUGAAAUGGCUCACUAUGCCUGUGACUGCUGGGAUGCUGAGCUGAGGACAUCUUAUGGGUGGAUAGAGUGUGUGGGUAUUGCUGAUCGUGCCUGCUAUGAUCUAGUACAACACACCAAUGCUACAGGAGACAGACUGGUAGCACAAGUUGAUCUUCCUGAACCUGUCAAAGUAGAUGUGUUAGAAGUGGUCCCAGACAAGGCCGCUUUUGGCAAGGCAUUUAAGAAAGAAUCAAAACUUGUCAUGGAAUCACUGUCAAAGUUUGAUAACGACAGCGCUGCUCAAAUGGAGGAAGCCUUCCAACAGAAAGGGGAACACACCAUCAAUGUAAACGGCAAAGAUGUGGUUAUACAAAAGGGGAUGAUCAAAGAAAUAAAGCGAUAUCAGAAAGAACUCCAUGUACGAGACGUAGAGCCUCAUGUUAUUGAACCAUCUUUUGGUAUUGGACGAAUCUUGUACUCCAUCUUGGAGCACAACUUCCAGAUAAGAGAGGGAGACGAGCAGAGAACGAUCAAUGAUUUACCACAGCUUGUCAGCGAUUUGGUUCGUGGAAAAAGAACRUGGGAAGAAGUGGAGAAGAAAUAUGGUUUGUUUGAAGGCCAAACUACAUCAAAAUGAAUAGGAUUUCAAAAAGGAGAACCAAGCAUUGCAUAAUCAAAUAAAAUUUCUCWUGUAAAUUAUAAUUUUCGAUGCUUKUUACAUCAAUGCCUACUURGACAUUCCCAUCCCAACCCUUUAGUCUUUUUUAUUCCAACAGUGRGGUAAGAUUUGGAAUUUUGAUGACUUGAGCUGUUCGAUCUUAUCAAAAGAGAAUAAAUUCUAACUUGUAGUCGGCCAACGUUA
Messenger RNA from Actinia tenebrosa (Australian red waratah sea anemone), 2222 nucleotides. Its product is annotated as glycine--tRNA ligase. Gene Ontology annotation, biological process: mitochondrial glycyl-tRNA aminoacylation. Lineage: Eukaryota; Metazoa; Cnidaria; Anthozoa; Actiniaria; Actiniidae. The record is from RefSeq and is a predicted model, not a curated record. Gene Ontology annotation, cellular component: cytoplasm; mitochondrion. Gene Ontology annotation, molecular function: glycine-tRNA ligase activity; ATP binding.